AUGUAUGAGGCUGCAAACGGAACCACUCCUUGCGGUCGUCUGGCCGGCAAGAAUGCCAUCAUUACUGGAGCAGCAGGUGGCAUUGGGCUGGAAACCACGAUUCUGUUUCUUCGUGAAGGCGCCAAUGUCUUGAUGACCGACAUUUCUGAGCCAGCUCUUGAGAAAGCGCUUGCUAAGGCAAAGAAACACGCUCCAAAUGCUCACGGCAGAGUGGAUACCGCCAAAGUAGAUGUCUCCAAGGAGGCGGACAUUCAGGCAGUCAUUGGGAAACUCGACGCUUGGGGUGGCAUCGAUGUUAUGUUCAACAACGCAGGUAUCAUGCAUGGCGAUGAUGCAGACGCCAUCGACACUCCGGAGAAGAUCUGGGACUUGACACAGAACAUCAAUGUCAAGGGAGUCUGGUUCGGAAGCAAGCAUGCUGUGCUUUCUUUACGCAAGCACAAGAAGACCCGAGGCAGCAUCAUCAAUACGGCCUCAGUCGUUGCCCUUGUCGGAUCCGCCACUCCUCAGCUGGCAUACACAGCCUCAAAGGGAGCUGUCCUUGCCAUGACACGCGAGCUGGCCAUUGUCCAUGCGAGAGAAGGUUUCCGCUUCAACGCUCUCUGCCCUGCUCCGCUAAACACUCCACUCCUUCAGGACUGGUUAGGCGACGAUCAGGCCAAGCGUCAUCGGCGUGAGGUGCACUUCCCAACUGGACGCUUUGGCGAGGCAAUCGAGCAGGCCCAAGCCGUACUCUUCUUGGCCAGCGAUGAGUCCAGCUUUGUGAAUGGCACGGACUUUGUUGUUGAUGGAGGUAUGACCAAGGCAUAUGUCACUCCAGAGGGCCCUGCCACCGCUCCUCCUGCGAACUUCGCACGAUAGUCGCACUGCUCUUGAUUCCAGGCUGUAGGCGCUUAAGUUCUUGCCGCUGGAAAUGUUUGCAGCAAAUAUGGACGGGCGGAGUAGCAGACUAGAAGUUCAUAGAGGCACGAUUUUAAUGAUACAAUUUCUCUCCGGUCG
This is a messenger RNA of Pseudocercospora fijiensis CIRAD86, 999 nucleotides long. RefSeq lists its product as uncharacterized. Gene Ontology annotation, molecular function: oxidoreductase activity. The transcript has 3 exons. Bases 1 to 861 code for a protein of 286 amino acids. The record is from RefSeq and is a predicted model, not a curated record. Lineage: Eukaryota; Fungi; Ascomycota; Dothideomycetes; Mycosphaerellales; Mycosphaerellaceae.